Entamoeba invadens IP1 is the source of this 633-nucleotide messenger RNA. RefSeq lists its product as hypothetical. NCBI's taxonomy places the organism in Eukaryota, Evosea, Mastigamoebida, Endamoebidae. The record is from RefSeq and is a predicted model, not a curated record. The transcript has a single exon. Bases 1 to 633 code for a protein of 210 amino acids.
AUGAUGAGAAUCAAAGAUGCAUUGAUCAAUACUGGAGGAAACACAUCAAAUAUAAAUAAAAUGAUUGAAGAUGUUAAUAUUGCUCUUCAAGCAAUAUCCAUUGAAUUAACAAUUCAACAACCUGCAAUAAAUGAGCCACACUUUGUUUCACAACAAAUCUGUGAACAAAAUCCAAACAUCAUGAUAAACACUUACAACGAUAAUGGUAUCAAUGAUGAGCACAACGAUUCAUCUUAUCCAGAUAGAACAGCACAACCCAACACUGCUACGCCCCCUAUGAUAGACACAACACAAACACCAAUAGGUGUUGUUGAUCAAACACCAUUUGAUCUUGAAACAAACUUAGAUAAGAAACAGACCACUUUUGGUGAUAUCAUGGGUCAUUAUGACCUUGUUUAUGGAAACGAUCCAAUUGAUGGCAGCCUGGAAACUGAGCACAGUGGAGGCGAAGAUGAAGCUCAUGAAAAUGAAGAAUAUGAAGGAAGUGAAUGCAAUGAAUGUAACGAAAUAGAAGACACACGAGUCCAUGAAAUAAUGAGUCAAGCAUCCGGGAUAUGGCAACAGUUGUCUUCUUCGCUUAUUAAGUCACACGCAUCAAAAAAACCUCCCGGAAAAUAUCGAGGUUGCAGAUGA